This is a messenger RNA of Cuscuta campestris, 3916 nucleotides long. The record is from the annotation of a GenBank genome assembly. NCBI's taxonomy places the organism in Eukaryota, Viridiplantae, Streptophyta, Magnoliopsida, Solanales, Convolvulaceae.
CGAAUUUUUUUUCACUUCCACUCCAAAUGGAGAACCACCACCAAGGAGGAUUUUCCGGCAGCGGUGGCGGCAAGAAACCGGAGGAGGAGAAAGAGGUGAAGAAAUCAGUGCCAAUGGUGAGGCUGUUCUGGUUUGCGGACGGUUGGGACUGGGUUCUGAUGGCGGCGGGAUGGGUUGGGGCCUGUGUGCAUGGCGCCUCUGUGCCCGUCUUCUUCAUCUUCUUCGCCAAAAUUAUUGAAGUUAUUGGGGAGGCUUUUCUUUUCCCCGCUGAAGCUUCUCAUAAAGUUGCUAAGUACUCUUUGGAUUUUGUUUACUUAAGUGCGGUCAUUCUUUUUUCCUCAUGGACUGAGGUGGCAUGUUGGAUGCACACGGGAGAAAGGCAAGCGGGGAAGAUGAGAAUGGCAUAUUUGAGGAGUAUGCUGAAUCAAGAGAUCAGUGUUUUUGACACUACUGAAGCUUCCACUGGAAAAGUCAUUUCUGCCAUUACCACUGAAAUUAUUGUGGUUCAAGAUGCCAUCUCCCAAAAAGUGGGGAAUUUCUUGCACUACAUGAGCAGGUUCAUAGCCGGAUUCACAAUAGGGUUCAUAAGGCUGUGGCAAAUCAGCCUCGUCACCCUCUCCAUUGUCCCACUCAUAGCCCUCGCCGGCGGUGUUUACGCCUUCGUCGUCACCGGCCUAAUCGCCAGAGUUCGCAAAUCUUACGUCAAAGCCGGUGAAAUCGCCCAAGAGGUGGUUGCUAAUGUCAGAACAGUGCAAGCAUUUACGGGUGAAGAGAAGGCGGUGAAAUCAUACAGGGAAGCAUUACUGAAGACAUACAAAUAUGGGAAGAAGGCAGGACUGGCCAGAGGGCUUGGACUGGGCACCUUGCAUUGUGUCCUAUUCCUUUCUUGGUCAUUGCUUGUGUGGUUCACUAGCAUAGUUGUCCACAAGAACAUCGGGAAUGGAGGAGAUUCUUUCACCACCAUGCUUAAUGUUGUUAUUGCUGGCUUGUCACUGGGGCAGGCAGCGCCGGACGUUACAGCUUUUAUCCGCGCAAAGGCUGCUGCUUAUCCUAUUUUUGAGAUGAUUGAGAGAAAUGCAGCCAAUAAAGCCGGCUCAAAAAGUGGAAAGAAACUGAACAAAUUGGAUGGACACAUCCAAUUCGUGGACGUCUCUUUUAGCUACCCAUCUCGUCCUGAUCUGUUGGUCUUUAACAAACUGUGUAUUGAUAUUUCCCCUGGAAAGAUUGUAGCAUUGGUAGGAGGGAGCGGCUCGGGGAAGAGCACAGUUGUGUCUUUGAUUGAACGCUUCUAUGAGCCCAAUUCCGGCCAGAUAUUACUGGACGGAACUGACAGCAGGGAGCUUGACCUCAAGUGGCUUAGACUGAAAAUUGGGUUGGUUAAUCAAGAGCCCGCCCUUUUUGCAACAACCAUAAAGGAGAACAUUCUCUAUGGAAAAGAUGAUGCUACCCUUGAAGAUAUUACACAAGCUGCAAAACUCUCAGGGGCAAUCACCUUCAUCAACAACCUCCCUGAUGGGUUCGAAACUCAGGUGGGUGAGAGAGGGGUGCAAUUAUCGGGCGGACAGAAGCAGAGAAUUGCAAUUUCUCGUGCAAUUUUAAAAAAUCCUUCAAUACUUUUGUUAGAUGAAGCUACAAGUGCACUUGAUGCUGAGUCUGAAAAGAGUGUGCAAGAGGCCCUUGAUCGUGUGAUGGUGGGGCGGACCACUGUAAUAGUUGCUCACCGUCUCUCGACUAUUAGAAAUGCUGACACCAUUGCUGUUAUCCAAAGUGGGAAAAUUGUAGAAAGUGGAAGCCAUGAGGAGCUCAUCUUGAAACCAAAUGGGGCAUAUGUAUCUCUUGUUCACCUCCAAGAGGCAGCUUCUUUGUGUCUCCUUCCAUCUCAUGGGUCUAAUAUGGGACAACCUCUAAGGUAUUCCCAUGAAGGAAGUAUGAGAUAUUCCCGUGAAUUAUCCCGGACAACAUCAAGAAGUAUUGGUGCUAGUUUUCGUUCCAAUAAAUCACAUAGUAAAUUUGGCGAUGAUGGUGGAGAGGACGAUAAGCCAUUUCCUGUUCCUUCAAAGAGAUUGUUGACUAUGGUUGGCCCAGACUGGUAUUAUGGAGUUAUCGGGACAAUUUGUUUAUUUAUUGCCGGAGCUCAGAUGCCACUCUUUGCUCUUGGUGUAACUCAGGCACUCGUAUCUUACUACAUGGACUGGGACACAACAUGCAGAGAAGUAAAAAAGAUUUGCUUACUUUUUUGUGGAGGUGCAUUUUUAACUGUCGUUGUUCAUGCCAUUGCCCAUUGUUGCUUUGGGAUCAUUGGGGAGCGGCUCACACUUCGUGUGCGGGAGUUGAUGUUUUCUGCAAUGCUAAGAAAUGAGAUUGGAUGGUUUGAUGCCAUGGACAACACGAGUUCUAUACUUGCUUCACGCUUAGAAAGUGAUGCAACUCUUCUGCGAACUGUAAUCGUUGAUAGCUCCAGUAUUCUUUUACAAAAUAUAGGCUUGGUGGUCACGUCAUUCGUCAUCGCGUUUAUCUUGAAUUGGAGGCUAACCCUUGUUGUCAUGGCAAUGUAUCCUCUUAUCGUCUGUGGCCACAUCAGCGAGAAGCUAUUUAUGAAGGGCUUUGGGGGUGACUUGAGUAAAGCAUAUCUAAAAGCAAAUAUGUUUGCUGGUGAGGCCGUUAAUAAUAUCCGAACUGUUGCAGCUUUCUGUUCGGAGGAGAAGGUGCUUGAUCUAUAUGCUCAUGAACUUGUAGAACCAUCAAAGCGUUCAUUUUAUCGUGGUCAGGUCGCUGGGAUAUUUUAUGGAGUCUCUCAGUUCUUUAUCUUCUCAUCAUAUGCUCUUGCUUUAUGGUAUGGUUCUGUUUUGAUGGGAAAGGAGAUUUCUAGCUUUCAAUCUGUCAUGAAGUCAUUUAUGGUUCUGAUAGUCACAGCAUUGGCCAUGGGAGAGACCCUCGCAAUGGCACCAGACCUCAUAAAAGGAAACCAAAUGGUAGCAUCUGUAUUUGAAAUACUUGAUCGCAAGACCGAGAUUCCCAGUGAUGUAGGGGAAGAGUUAACAAAGGUAGAAGGUACAGUCGAGCUCAAGGACGUGGAGUUCAGCUACCCCUCACGGCCCGAUGCUCUGAUUUUCAAGGAGUUCAACAUGAGAGUGCGACCAGGCCAAAGCAUGGCCUUAGUAGGGCAGAGUGGUUCUGGUAAAAGCACAGUCAUUUCCCUCAUAUUGAGGUUCUAUGAUCCAACAUCAGGGAAAGUGAUGAUUGAUGGUAAAGACAUCAAGAAACUAAAGCUCAAGUCUCUGAGGAAGCACAUAGGCUUGGUCCAGCAAGAACCGGCGCUGUUUGCCACAACAAUCUAUGAAAACAUAGGGUAUGGGAAAGAGGGAGCAUCCGAAGCAGAAGUGAUUGAAGCAGCAAAGGUGGCCAAUGCCCAUAGUUUCAUUAGCGCCCUCCCGGAGGGCUAUUCAACCAAGGUUGGAGAGCGAGGCGUGCAGCUUUCUGGAGGCCAGAAGCAGAGAGUGGCCAUAGCCCGAGCUGUCCUAAAGAACCCUGAAAUCUUACUCUUGGAUGAAGCCACCAGCGCACUUGAUGUUGAGUCAGAGCAGAUUGUUCAACAAGCUUUGGAUAGGUUGAUGAAAAGCCGGACAUCAGUCAUUGUGGCACACAGGUUGUCAACCAUUACAAAUGCAGACCAGAUAUGUGUUUUACAAGAUGGAAAGAUAAUAGAGAAGGGGACUCAUUCUUCACUGGUUGAGAACAUGGAUGGAGCCUAUUAUAAGCUUAUUCACUUGCAACAGCGCCAACAUGAAUGUUAGGAGCUCUUCGCGUAUUGAGACGUUUAAUUCAAUGUAUAUAUUGUUUUCCUAUUUCGAUUUGAAGUGUGUGACUUUAUUUUAGUCCUCAUAUAUUUUAUACACGAAGCUGCUUUUGUAAAAUU